Molecule: messenger RNA, 1233 nt
Organism: Brenthis ino (lesser marbled fritillary)
Lineage: Eukaryota; Metazoa; Arthropoda; Insecta; Lepidoptera; Nymphalidae
Source: the annotation of a GenBank genome assembly
AUGAAAAUGGUGUUGUCACAACGGCAACGAGAGGAGCUGAACAAAGCGAUCGCCGACUACCUGGGCAGCAAUGGCUACAACGACGCGCUGGAAGCGUUUAAGAAGGAAGCAGACAUGACCGGUGAAAUGGAUCGCAAGUUCGGCGGCCUCUUAGAAAAAAAGUGGACAUCGGUCAUUAGGCUGCAAAAGAAGGUUAUGGAACUAGAGUCCAAGCUUUCUGAAGCACAAAAGGAAUUCAUAGAAGGAGCGCCCACACGAGCCAAACGCACGCCGACCGAAUGGAUCCCGCGCCCGCCGGAAAAGUUCUGCCUCACCGGACAUCGCGCUACUAUUACAAAGGUAAUAUUUCAUCCAGUGUUCAGUUUGUUAGUGUCUUCGAGUGAGGACGCCACAAUCAAAGUGUGGGAUUUUGAGAAUGGCGAUUACGAACGAUCCCUGAAGGGCCAUACCGACUCCGUUCAGGACAUCGCUUUCGACCACCAUGGCAAGCUACUUGUAUCAUGCAGUGCGGAUAUGUCGAUCAAACUGUGGGACUUCAACCAAACGUACGAGUGCGUGAAGACGAUGCACGGCCACGACCACAACGUGUCGUCUGUCGCGUUCUCGCCGGGCGGCGACAUUGUUUACUCGGCGAGUCGGGACAAGACCAUCAAGGCGUGGGAGGUGGCCACCGGAUACUGCGUGAAGACGUACAAGGGUCACCGCGAGUGGGUGCGCAUGGUGCGCGUGUCGGCGGACGGUGCGCUGCUCGCCAGCUGCUCCAACGACCAGACCGUGCGCAUAUGGAACGCGGACACUAAUGAGUGCAAGAUGGAGCUCCGCGAGCACGAGCACGUAGUGGAGUGCGUGGCGUGGGCGCCGGAGAGCGCCGCCGCCGCUGUGAACGAGGCGGCCGGCGGGGACAACCGUCGCGCCAACCACCAGGGGCCCUUCCUCGCGAGCGGCUCCCGUGACAAAUCGGUUAAGAUCUGGGACGUGAGCACGGGCCAGUGCCUGGCCACGCUGGUGGGGCACGACAACUGGGUGCGCGGCGCCGUGUGGCACCCCGGCGGCCGCUACCUGCUCACCGCCUCCGACGACAAGACGCUGCGCGUGUGGGACGUCGCGCACACGCGCUGCCUAAAGACGCUCUACGCGCACCACCACUUCGCCACCAGCCUCGAUUUCCACAAGAGCUUGCCAUACGUGAUAUCAGGCAGCGUCGAUCAGACCGUCAAAGUUUGGGAGUGUCGC